CUUUAUAUUCUCACUUCCACACACUUCUGGUUUUUCCACCACCGUAGGUUAACCAAACUCACAUCUGCGACCGACGGGAGAUGAAGUUCAGCCAUGGCUGUUGGUCGACAGUACUGGAGAUGCACAUGUGUUUAAGGCCGGAGCGCUUGACAUCAUGAGGCGUACUGGCCUCACCUUACGUGACCUUAGAAGAAUCCUAGACCCUAUCUUUUCCUCCCCUUGUGCUUAUUCCAUUGUUCCCGGACGAGAAAGAGCCAUCAUCAUCAACGUGGAACACAUCCAAGCCAUAAUCACUGCCGACGAAGUUCUCCUCAGAGACCCUUCUUUUGUUCAGGAACUUCAAGCAAGAGUCCGUAACGACGACUCAACAACCACCGUGCUUGAGACAUGUCUUGAGGCAGCUUGCAGCGUGUUAGAGAACGAACCAAAGAUGCUAGAACAAGAGGCACAUACUCCUCUAGGUGAACUGAAAUCAAAGACCAGCACUGAACUAUUGAACAAUUUGGAAGGUCUUUAUAAAUCAAAUAAUGAAAGAGGGAUUGGAACGUUUUCUGUUUGAUGAAUCAAAUAUGGCUAUCUACUCCACUGCCAACAAGAAAUAUUUUGUCGUUAAGGAGCUGAGGAUGCUCUUGGAAGCAUGCUACUUUCAGAUUCUCAGUACUCUCAACAAACUCUCCAAGGUACCUUUCUAGUUCCUUUUUCUCUGUGCUAUUAGCAGCUACAAAUAGUUACAAUUUUGUAGUGAGAGG
Medicago truncatula (barrel medic) is the source of this 749-nucleotide messenger RNA. RefSeq names its product magnesium transporter MRS2-I. Gene Ontology annotation, biological process: magnesium ion transport. The transcript has a single exon. The coding region runs from base 155 to 559 and encodes 134 amino acids. The record is from RefSeq and is a predicted model, not a curated record. Lineage: Eukaryota; Viridiplantae; Streptophyta; Magnoliopsida; Fabales; Fabaceae. Gene Ontology annotation, molecular function: magnesium ion transmembrane transporter activity.